CAACUCCAUGUAGUAAGCACAAAGGUUGAUUAACUCCGAGAUAGAGAGAAAGAGAGAGAGAGAGUCCUGUUCAAAAAAAAAAAACUGAGAGAGAUGGCACACUUCCCAGUGAUCAACAUGGAGAAGCUCAAUGGUGAAGAGAGAGGAGCUACAAUGGAGACAAUCAAAGAUGCUUGUGAGAACUGGGGUUUCUUUGAGUUGGUGAACCAUGGAAUCCCACACAAGCUAAUGGACACUGUAGAAAGUUUGACGAAGGGUCACUACAAGAAAUGUAUGGAGCAGAGGUUCAAGGAACUAGUGGCAAGCAAAGCUCUAGAGGGUGUCCAAGCAGAAGUAACUGAUAUGGAUUGGGAAAGCACCUUCUUCUUGCGCCAUCUUCCUCAGUCAAACAUCUCAGAAGUCCCUGAUCUAGAUGAUGAGUAUAGGAAGAUUAUGAAAGAAUUUGCAGCAAGAUUGGAGAAACUAGCAGAGGAGCUUCUUGACUUGCUCUGUGAGAACCUUGGCCUAGAGAAAGGUUACCUGAAAAAGGCCUUUUAUGGAUCAAAGGGUCCAAAUUUUGGCACCAAAGUCAGCAACUACCCACCAUGUCCCCAGCCGGAGUUGAUCAAAGGGCUGCGAGCCCACACCGACGCCGGCGGCAUCAUCUUGCUCUUCCAAGAUGACACGGUCAGUGGCCUCCAACUCCUCAAGGACGGCCAAUGGGUAGAUGUUCCACCAAUGCGCCAUUCCAUUGUUAUCAACCUCGGUGACCAAAUUGAGGUGAUAACAAAUGGUAAGUACAAGAGUGUGCUACACAGAGUGAUUGCUCAAACAGAUGGCAACAGGAUGUCAAUUGCUUCAUUCUACAACCCAGGUAAUGAUGCUGUUAUCUACCCUGCACCAACACUGGUGGAGAAGGAAACAGAGGAGCACAAACAAGUGUACCCAAAAUUCUUAUUCGAUGACUACAUGAAGCUAUAUGCUACCCUUAAGUUUCAGGCCAAGGAGCCAAGAUUUGAAGCCAUGAAAACCAGGGAAACUGAUCUUAAUCUGGGUCCAAUUGCCACUGCUUAAAUGUCAAUUCUAAUUUUAUGGAGUCAUGUCUAUGUUGGUGGGUGGGUGGUUGGGGGGUUGUUGAAGAUUUGUUUCUAGAGAAUUAUAGCUUAGUAGCUUACUCUAGAUGAGUGUCCUUAUUAUUUGUUGUAAGUUACCAAAAGAAUAUCUGUUACAAUUUUAUGGUAUGAAUAAAAAUGUGUCUACUGUUCUGAUCCCAAGAUUAUUUUUCCUUUUUUCAAUUGUUUGGUGGAUCCA
Molecule: messenger RNA, 1290 nt
Organism: Ilex paraguariensis (yerba mate)
Lineage: Eukaryota; Viridiplantae; Streptophyta; Magnoliopsida; Aquifoliales; Aquifoliaceae
Source: the annotation of a GenBank genome assembly